This is a messenger RNA of Corvus hawaiiensis (hawaiian crow), 12144 nucleotides long. It is a transcript of the gene ERBB4, whose product is annotated as erb-b2 receptor tyrosine kinase 4. The transcript is spliced from 28 exons. NCBI's taxonomy places the organism in Eukaryota, Metazoa, Chordata, Aves, Passeriformes, Corvidae. The record is from RefSeq and is a predicted model, not a curated record. Gene Ontology annotation, molecular function: transmembrane receptor protein tyrosine kinase activity; epidermal growth factor receptor binding; ATP binding. Bases 19 to 3942 code for a protein of 1307 amino acids. Gene Ontology annotation, cellular component: basal plasma membrane; signaling receptor complex. Gene Ontology annotation, biological process: cell surface receptor protein tyrosine kinase signaling pathway; positive regulation of cell population proliferation; protein phosphorylation.
AGCGGCGGCGGCGGCGCGAUGCCGGCGGUGGCCGGGGGGCUGCUGUGGUGGAGCUGCUGCGUGCUGGCGGCGGCGGCCGGGGCCCCGCGGGCCGCCGCGGCGGCGCAGGCAGUGUGUGCCGGCACCGAGAACAAGCUGAGCUCCCUCUCUGACCUGGAGCAGCAGUACCGGGCCCUGCGCAAGUACUAUGAGAACUGUGAGGUAGUGAUGGGCAACCUGGAGAUCACCAGCAUCGAGCACAACAGAGACCUCUCCUUCCUAAGGUCUAUCCGAGAAGUCACGGGCUAUGUGUUGGUGGCUUUGAACCAGUUUGAAUACCUGCCCCUGGAGAACCUGCGCAUCGUUCGUGGGACCAAGCUCUACGAGGAGCGAUAUGCUCUGGCCAUUUUCCUUAACUACAGGAAGGAUGGGAACUUUGGACUCAGGGAACUUGGGCUGAGGAACCUGACGGAGAUACUGAAUGGAGGGGUGUAUGUUGGCCAGAACAAAUUUCUCUGCUUUGCAGACACCAUUCACUGGCAAGACAUCGUGCGUAACCCCUGGGCCUCCAACUUCACUCUAGUUCCGACGAAUGGCAGCUCAGGAUGUGGUCGUUGCCACAAGUCCUGCACAGGACGGUGCUGGGGACCAACAGAGAAUCACUGCCAGACCUUGACGAAGACCGUGUGUGCAGAGCAGUGUGAUGGACGCUGCUAUGGGCCCUAUGUCAGUGACUGCUGCCACCGCGAGUGCGCCGGCGGCUGCUCCGGACCCAAGGACACCGACUGCUUUGCCUGUAUGAAUUUCAAUGACAGUGGUGCUUGUGUCACACAGUGUCCCCAGACCUUUGUGUACAACCCCACCACCUUCCAGCUGGAACACAAUCACAACGCCAAGUACACCUACGGGGCUUUCUGUGUCAAGAAGUGCCCACACAACUUUGUGGUAGAUUCCAGCUCUUGUGUCCGGGCAUGUCCGAGCUCGAAGAUGGAGGUUGAAGAAAAUGGUAUUAAGAUGUGCAAGCCCUGCACUGACAUUUGUCCUAAAGCAUGUGAUGGCAUUGGAACAGGGAGUCUGGUGUCAGCUCAGACGGUGGAUUCCAGCAACAUUGACAAGUUUGUAAACUGUACCAAGAUCAAUGGCAACCUUAUCUUCCUUGUCACUGGGAUUCAUGGAGACCCGUAUCACACGAUCGCUGCCAUCAAUCCAGAGAAAUUAAAUAUCUUCCAAACAGUGAGAGAGAUAACAGGGUAUUUGAACAUACAGUCAUGGCCUGAGAAUAUGACGGACUUCAGAGUGUUUUCUAACUUGGUUACCAUUGGUGGGAGAGCUCUCUAUAGUGGCCUUUCCUUGCUCAUCCUAAAGCAACAAGGCAUCACCUCCCUGCAGUUCCAGUCCUUGAAGCAAAUCAGUGCUGGCAACAUCUACAUCACAGACAACAGCAAUUUGUGCUACUACCACACUGUCAACUGGACAAGCCUCUUCAGCACCCCCAGCCAAAAGACAGUGAUCCACCGGAACAAAAGGGCAGAGAACUGCACUGCUGAUGGGAUGGUGUGCAAUGAGCUGUGCUCCACUGAUGGCUGCUGGGGGCCAGGGCCAGACCAGUGCCUGUCCUGCAAGCGCUUCAUCAGAGGGAGGACCUGCAUAGACUCCUGCAACCUCUACGAGGGGGAAUUCCGAGAAUUUGCAAAUGGUUCUGUCUGUGUGGAGUGUGAUCCCCAGUGUGAAAAGAUGGAGGAAAACAUGAUCACAUGCUACGGGCCGGGACCUGACCACUGCACAAAGUGUUUCCAUUUUAAGGAUGGUCCAAACUGUGUGGAAAAAUGCCCUGAUGGCUUGCAGGGGGCCAACAGCUUCAUUUUCAAGUACGCCGAUGAGGAUCGGGAGUGCCAUCCGUGUCAUCCAAAUUGCACCCAAGGGUGUAGAGGCCCCGCUAGUCAUGACUGCAUUUACUAUCCAUGGACACGGCAGUCCACUUUGCCACAGCACGCUAGAACCCCCCUGAUUGCCGCGGGAGUUAUUGGUGGCCUCUUCAUCAUCGUCAUCAUGGGCCUGACAUUUGCUGUGUACGUUCGGCGCAAAAGCAUCAAGAAGAAGAGAGCACUGCGAAGGUUCCUGGAGACUGAGCUAGUGGAACCCUUGACUCCGAGCGGCACGGCGCCCAACCAAGCACAGCUCCGCAUCCUCAAGGAAACAGAGCUGAAGCGAGUCAAAGUCCUUGGCUCUGGAGCCUUUGGAACUGUGUACAAGGGGAUCUGGGUCCCUGAGGGAGAAACAGUCAAGAUUCCUGUGGCCAUUAAGAUCCUUAAUGAGACCACUGGUCCGAAAGCCAACGUGGAGUUUAUGGAUGAAGCUCUCAUCAUGGCCAGCAUGGACCACCCACACCUGGUGAGACUCCUGGGCGUCUGCUUGAGCCCGACCAUUCAGCUGGUCACUCAGCUGAUGCCUCAUGGCUGCCUCCUGGAUUAUGUCCAUGAACAUAAGGAUAAUAUUGGCUCCCAGCUCCUGCUGAACUGGUGUGUCCAAAUAGCUAAGGGAAUGAUGUACCUGGAAGAGAGGAGACUCGUCCACCGGGACUUGGCAGCCCGUAAUGUCCUGGUGAAAUCGCCAAACCAUGUGAAAAUCACUGACUUUGGCUUGGCCAGACUUUUGGAAGGGGAUGAAAAGGAGUAUAAUGCUGAUGGGGGGAAGAUGCCAAUUAAGUGGAUGGCUCUGGAGUGCAUACACUACAGGAAAUUUACCCAUCAGAGUGAUGUGUGGAGCUAUGGAGUCACCAUCUGGGAGCUGAUGACCUUUGGUGGGAAGCCAUAUGAUGGAAUCCCAACUCGAGAGAUCCCCGACCUCUUGGAGAAGGGAGAGCGGCUGCCCCAGCCCCCAAUCUGCACUAUUGAUGUUUAUAUGGUGAUGGUGAAGUGCUGGAUGAUUGAUGCUGACAGUCGGCCAAAAUUCAAGGAGCUGGCUGCUGAAUUCUCUAGAAUGGCUCGAGACCCUCAGAGAUACCUGGUAAUUCAGGGAGAUGAUCGUAUGAAGCUCCCAAGCCCAAAUGACAGCAAGUUCUUCCAAAAUCUUCUUGAUGAGGAAGACCUGGAAGAUAUGAUGGAUGCUGAAGAGUAUCUUGUUCCUCAAGCCUUUAACAUUCCUCCUCCCAUCUACACCUCCAGGACAAGAAUUGAUUCCAACAGGAGUGAAAUUGGACACAGCCCUCCUCCUGCCUACACCCCUAUGUCAGGAAACCAGUUUGUGUACCGGGAUGGUGGCUACACUGCGGAGGUGCCGAUGCCGUACAGGGCUCCGGGCUGCAUCAUUCCAGAAGCCUCAGCUGCUCAAGGGGCCACAGCAGAGAUCUUUGAAGACACUUGCUGCAAUGGCACGCUGCGGAAACAGGUGGCAACCCUGGCAAAAGAGGACAGCAGCACCCAGAGGUACAGCGCUGACCCCACCGUCUUCAUUCCCGAGCGGGUCGUGCGGGGAGAGCUGGAUGAGGAUGGGUACAUGACACCGAUGCGAGACAAACCUAAAACAGAUUACCUAAACCCAGUGGAAGAGAACCCAUUUGUUUCCCGACGAAAGAAUGGAGAUCUCCAAGCUGUGGACAACCCAGAGUACCACAACGCUCCCAACGGGCAGCCCAAAGCAGAGGACGAGUACGUGAACGAGCCAUUGUACCUCAACACUUUCGCCAACACCUUGGAAAAUACCGAGUACCUGAAGAACAAUUUGCCGGAGAAAGCCAAGAAGGCCUUUGACAACCCAGACUACUGGAACCACAGCCUGCCCCCACGGAGCACCCUCCAGCACCCGGACUACCUGCAAGAGUACAGCACAAAAUACUUUUACAAACAGAAUGGACGGAUCCGGCCCAUAGUGGCAGAGAAUCCUGAAUACCUCUCUGAGUUCUCCCUGAAGCCUGGCACUGUGCUGCCCCCGCCGCCCUACAGACACCGGAAUACCGUGGUGUAGUGGCUGUGCUCUCACAGAAGUAGAAAGGCAACCCCUUGUAGCUGCCUCACUCUUACUCUCUUGCUCUCCCUUUCUCCUUGCCGUUGUCCGUCCUCCCUCCCUUCCUCCCUCUCUUUCUCCCAUGAGCUUCCUCUUCUUGCCAGUUCACUCAUUUUUGAUACUUCUAAGUGAAAGGAUGUUUUGGAGUUGGUUGCAGAUUGGGUUUGGAACCAGGAAGGAAGGAAGGAAAGAGACUGAAAGAAGGCAUGUACAACCUGGCCUUUCCCACUUUCCGCAGAUGCAGGGGGUUGGAUGCCCAGAGAAGUCAGUUGGUACCAGGAAAGGCCGGUGGCAGUGCUGCUGUCGAGCUCAUUCUCAGUGAUUCAACCAGACAGUGUAGGGAAAGCCACAGAAAGGCUGAUUCUUUCAGCAGGAACUGAUGAGAGUCUGUACAGCACUCCUGGAAAUCUCCAUGCAAUUUCCAUCAGGGUGAAAAAUGGACAAUUUUUAUAUCCUGUGUGAUAGCGUAGUAAUUGAGAUUGAGAAUCCAAUUUCUUUCUCUAACACUUUCUAUCCCAGCAACUGAAAAUGGCUAGUGUAGCUUUUCAAAAACAUUCAGAUCUUCAUUGUGUCUUUCCAAGAAAUGAUGAUGUGAUUCCCACAUACAGCUGAACCCUUCUUCUGAGCCACACCGUGAUUUUGUGCCAAUUCCCAGCCACAGAGACUCCUGCUCAGAACUGGUACCCUGAAACGACCAUUUUUGUAUGUGUGCCAACACAACAAACACUUUAAACACAAAAUACCUUUCAGAAGAGAGUAACAAAACCACACCUCCAAUAUGUUCCUUUUGAAGCUAAAAAACAGGCCAAGAAAUGAAGAUUUGUAUGCCAAAAGCUUUGCUUUCCUAUUUUAUACCUGCUGACUAUAAACACUUCAAACAAUCAUCACUAAUUCUUCCCUCUUUUUCUUCUUCAUGGUCAUGAAGGGAGCUGGGGAUGCUGUCAGGCAACACUGAGGAUAAGACAGAGAACUGAAGAGUCUGAUAGGGGUCACUGAUGUUCUGUGGGGUGGGGUGGGAAGGGUCCUUUAAACUGGAAGACAGACACUGGACUGGAGAAAACGCACAUAGCGGUUCACUGGAAAGUUAGUUUGCACUUAACCUCUGAUUUUAUUUGAACUGUUUUCUGGAUUUUGAAUGAAGCAAUAUGGAAGUGACCAGCAAAAUACAAAAUAAUAAUUUUAAAUUAAAAAAAGAAAUAAUAAUUAUAUGUAAAGGAUGACUGUGGAAAUGCCAAAAUGAAGCAAAUCAAGUCUUUGGAACAACGUCUGCCAGUUCUGAGAGGCUGAUGCAGUGACUGCUUUAGAGAAUACAGUGACAGAGCAGCCAGCUCUUCCUGCUGCUGUAUGAAGGACAGCAGAGCAAUCCCUGGAAAGGAUCAGAGGAGGCAAAUGUCCUGCUCUGGCUUGCAGCACAGUACAGAAUACCAUUUUUCUAAAAGGAGGAUUACUCUGACACAGAAGACAGUGCAUAUGAGGUUUGAGAAGUUAAAAUGUGCAUGAUUUGCAGAGCUUUCUGUCAAAAAUGUAAAUAAGUAUGAGUCAGUCUCCUUGCACUUAGUUCUGCUUUUAUCAACCUCAUUUUUUAGGUAGACACCCCCUGACCUGCUCCUCUUUGGAAAUCUCUUUCAAACCAGAGUUCUGGACGUUUUUAGUGACUGGGGGCAGGUGGAGCUGGGAAAGGAGGCAUAAGGGCCGGAGACACCGAGGCUUGCUCCUGGCACACCAAGACCGUGUGUGUAAGAGCAUUUGUGAGCCUACUUCCCACCAAACAUCUUAAGGAACUAUUAGGUACCUUUGGAGAUCUGCCUGUCUCUAUCCAUCAAGGCUUUUAAAGCGAAGAAGCAAAACCUGGUGGAUGGCAAUCUUGGGUGGUGCAGCAGUAUUUCAGUUUAUGUGCUUCAGUUCUGUUAGGGUUGAGAUCUUUGGGGUGACCUAACCUGGCAACAAAACCAGCAACAACCAGUGGUCUGGAAACGGCAUCAUCCUCCUCUGAAUUCCUGCCAUUGCAACAGCUUGCCACCUUUAAUCUUAGGGAAGCAGAGGAAGGAGUAAGAAACAAGCAAUAGUUACCCAAAGCUUGGUGGCUGAGGGUCAGCUUGACAAAAGUGUGAAGAGAUUUCAAACCUGAGUUGGUUGUUACCCUUGUAGAUGGAAAACAAACUCUGUGAUCACAAGGCUGUUUCAGCCAGUGAGCUGUUUGUGCAUCAGGUGUGUCCCGACCAGCUGCAACCAGGUGUACGCUGAGUACAUAUCUGAAGGUUCUGAAAGCAGCAAGAACAGGUACAGAUCUUUGAGCUGUUAAAAGGAGAUCUUCGGUCAAGUCGUACCAAGGUGGUUUGUAGUGACAGGACCAAAUGGCCAGGAGACCACUGUCAUGGGAUAGAUGGAUACAAUCCUGCACUGAGGGGCCUCUUCUGGUGCCUCUGGUAGCUCCUCACCAUCUUAGUGGGACACGGGCAGGCACUGGGCAGGGGCUGGGGCUCAGAGGGUGGAACGAGGCCCUGGAUGGCUGCUCCAGGGAAGGUUUCCCCACAGGAGUGCUCACAGGGUGUCGUCUGAUGCACAGGCCAAGGUCUGCCAGGCUGGGACAACGCUGCCAAGCUGCCUGGGGACAGAGACGGGCACAGGAAUGUGCGUGUCCCGUUUCAGCACAGCAGCUGCCCACAGUACCAUAGGUAGGUAGAGGAGGGUUGAUUUGUCCCUGAACAAGUCUUGUAAUAGAGUAACUCCUAAUGGAGAAAAAACAUAAAAUAAAAUCCUGGCACAGCUCACAUGUUUGAAUUCAGAGAUGAACUCAAAGGCUGCUGGGGCAGAGGCAGGCACACCUCCAGAGCCAGGCACUGGGAUGGAGCUGCUCACACAAGCUGAGGCCUGUUUGUUCCUCUGGUAAUGAAGUCGUGCUCGUGUUGGAAACAAGCCCGUGGAGUAAUCCAAAUGUAAAUACUGAUGGGGUUUAACAGUUUAAUGUUUUAUUUCUUACAAGGCUUGAAUUAUUUAUUAAUUUAAUUUGUUGACUGUGGGUGUGCUAUAAUACAUUAAGUAACAUGGAAAUGCAGAGGUUCCUGCAAGUGGGGCAGCAGAAAAUCUGGAACAGGAGCUUGGGCUCUGCCUGGCAGCCAGGCUGAGCCAUGCUGAGCCGUGCUAGUGGGGUCUGGGAUAGCAGAGGACAGGCAGAGGCUUAAUGAACACAGUGAUUUGGGAUGAGGGAGAACUCCUCACACUGCAGCUUCACAAUUUAUUUUUUUUACUAUUUUCUGAGCUUCUGGUUUGAGUUGCAGUUGCCAAAACUGGCCCUUGUGUUUUGUGCCAUGCUAGUCACUACCCUUGCCCAACUUGGCAAGGGUCAGUGUGGUUUUGUCAGAUUGGCCUGUGUGGUGCUGAGGCUGCUGCUGAACCAACCUCUUUUCCCUGGUGAGAGAAGCAGUUAUCUGAACCCUGCUCCUUUCCUCUGGAAGAGAAGUUCUGAGCUAUGCUGGCAGGUUUUGCCUCCUUGAAACAGAUAGUUUAACCAUGGCUAAAGAAAAAAAGGGGAACUGACAGAAGAACUGUUUGGCUGCUUUAAUCUGAUCAGCAGAAACACCUGGCUGUCCCUAACUUGCAUUUUUGCCUUAUUGGGUAUUGCUGCUGGCUUGGUGAAAGAACCUGGGCAAGUGCACGUGGCAAAAUCAUGGCAAGCAUUCAACUGGGAUUCAUAUGGGAUGAAAGAUGAGAGCCAGGCUCUUUAAUGCAUAAUGACAGAUUUGGGGGAAAAGCACAUAUUUCCACACACAAACUGCAUUUUGUCAGCACAAAGUAGCAGGUGAGCGCAUCAACAGAAGUGCUUUGGGUGUAAUUCACUCUCUAAUGCUACAGAAGUAUCUGUACAUGGCACACUUGGGUUUUGUGGGUUUUAGAAUGCAGUCUCCUGUUUAUAAAUGCUCUCCUUCCUCCUUUUGUGGCCUGUGUGGCAGGAGAGCAGUGACCAACUUUUCAAAAGCAUGUUUUUACCCGAGUGUGGAUCGGCCUUUGUCCAAGGCACAAAGCAACGUGCUAAAGGAAAGAGAACAAUAGCUUAUUUUUUCCUGGUCUCUUUCAGUGAUACUUGUCUUAGCUGUUAUUAUCUACCUGAGGGUUAUUGCAAGCAGACAUGGAUGCUGGGGCCGAUUGACUCACUGUAACACAAUUGGCUGAAACCAACUACUUUUGAGUUUACUUCUUCAGCUCUUUUCAGAUUUUUCUUUUUCUGCAAAACAGCCAGGAGGGAUUCUUACAUGGCGAUUGGCUCAGAUGUAGCAGAGUAUUUACAACUAUAUUUCAAACAGGUUGUCUCUCUCAGGUAGCAAGAGAUGGAAAUAAAUCUGCAAUAGGAGCCACCAUGUGGGUCUGUUUCAGGUACCCUGAAAUCCUUUUCCGUGUACAGAGAAAUGUUGUGUUACCUACCCCUGGAUGUACUGCUUACUUGGUAGGAAAUGUGCUUCUUGACUGCAAGGCUCAUAUGCAAUGAUCUGACACGUGUUUCCAAUAAAGAUUUGAGAGGGAGAGCAUUUCCCUCACCCUCAGCCACCAUCAAUCCCAGCCCAGAAGGAAGGAAAGUGGCAGUUCUGGAACAGCAGUUCAGCCCUGACUCUAUGGAUCCAGUCUUGCCAUAGCUUUAGGUAGAGCUGAGCAGCACAUGGGAGAAGUAUGAGCUGUGAGGUGAGUCAGCCUAGAAAUACAGCUUGGUUUUGGGGAUGGAAAAUCAGAUAUCAAAGAAAAAAUCUUUUUUUGUCUAAUGGUGUGUCUGUGUAGGUGUUGUGUAUCAUGGUGGUAGCUAACGGAAUGGUGGGAUUGUUUGAGCUCUUUUAUUCCAUCUGGGAGAUGAGGAGAGACUGGCACAAGACAGAAUGAGGCUGUUGGUCAUGUAAUUCCCCAGGAUAACUGGAGGCAUCCCUGUGGGCUGUGCUUCCCUGGCAGCCCAGGUAUACAGAAGGGACAGCAACCACUGCAGCACCCAUGAGCACACACAGGGACACUCACACUCCAGCGUGCCAGCCCUUUAGGGAGGAAGGAAUGGGAGCACCAGAUGUGCCCAGGGCUGGCAGCUGGGCAGUGCCCGUGAGUCAGGGUUGGCUGCUCCCCUCACCCUGCACAGCUGGUGUCUCAGGUCGUCCACCUUGGGUUUCCCAAGCACAUUUUGGAACUGUGGAGCUCAGAUAGGUGCUUACAUGCUUGGAAGGCUGUUUGACUUGAGAGUGAAUGGUGAAACAGAGGCUUUAGAAUAAUGAGAGCUGGGCCUGCAGUUUUCAGUCACCCCUUUGGCUCUUAGAGGGCACCUCAGAGGGGAUGAUGUCACCUCAAUUUCCCUUUGGGAAGGCUUUUUCAAAACGUGGUGGCACAUGAAGUCUCUGCACCUGCUCAUUUCCAGCUCUGUCACUUGCUAUAGACUCAUUCAGGUGGAUCUUCGACCUCUGCUGCUGACAAAACAGCUCAUCCGUGGUUAGAUAAAAAUCUUGGAUUUGGCUUCAGAUUAUUUUUCAGAAAGCCAGGGCUGGGUGGGGUAGGGUGGCUGGCUGUAGUGCUUGUGCUCCAUCAGGCAGGGAGCUGCAGUUGUCAGUGCAGCCUCAGUGCAGCACCACAGUUGCAGCACCACUGUGUGUGCAGGAUUCCCUCUUUUUUAUUUUCUGCCGGUUGCUAAGCAUUUGUUACAUAGUUGGAAAAGGUCAGUGUUACAAAUGGGGCUUUCAGAUUGGGAACAAAUAACAGAAAUAAAGUUAUAUGGUUAGAAGCACCAUUCUAAAAUGUCCAAAAAUCAUGUCUCCAUGUUAGUUUUAAUGUUAUUUUAGCACAAUUUUAUUUUACCACUGUGUGGAAUAGUGGUUUGUUCCGAUGGUAGACUCCUUGCUCUUGAGGAAAUCAGGGGCAGCUGAGGCUGUUGGUGGUGGUGCUGCAGUGAUGGCUGGGAUCUGCCUGUAAGUUUGGACAAUGCAGAGCAAUUUUAGGGAACUUUGUGAGUGUUCAGGUGACUGAUGGUGAUGGCACUCAGUGGGGCUUGAACUGUAGCCAGUCUCAUCUCCUAACCAGAGCCAGAGAGACACCUUCCGCCCAGGGGUCUGCAGCAGCAAUACAGGGAAAGGUGUGAGGGGGAAGUCCAAGGACAUCCCAAUAGGAAACAAGAGGAGUCAAAGCUGGGUUUUUUUCCUUUUUUAUUAUUUAAUUUUAGAAGUAAGUUUUGUGGACCUUGGCAGAGAGAGGUUUUAAGGGGAGUUUUGUAAGGCAUUAGACAGUGUGAGUAGUUAUGUCCCAGUUCUUCUCCCCUCACCAAUAAAAAAGCCAUGAAAUCAUGCUCCAGUGGUGUUCUGGAUGAACCCUCUGGGAUGAAGGUGCAUCCUGCCCAGCACCCUCGGGCUGCUGGCUCAGGUGUGACCAGGGCCACAGGUACACAGAGCCAUCGGCUGUCACUGAGCACCGCUUGCAAGCAGUUUGGUCCCCAGCCCAACCUUUUAGCUCUCCUAGGGGGGAAACACUGCAUUGUCCAUAGCACUCUGAAGACUAAACCCUUUUGGGAUAACCACAGUAGGGAACUGUGACUGGUAUUUUCCAAGUGUAGAUAUGUAUGCCGUUCUUUCGAGGUAAGGUACUCUGACAUAUGUAGCAUAAACUGGUCCUGCUGUUAAAUGGGUCGAUUAUUAACUGAGCAGCUGUGUAGGGGUAGCUAACUUUGAAUGCAUGAAACCACUGUUCCUCUGGACAUGGGACAGGAGCUAGGUGCUGGCUGCUUGUGGGGGUACUUAUGGUGGGGUAAUGCAAGAGGAAAAUGCAGGUGAAUGAGAAAACUGGUAAUUUUUUAUAGCAUUUUAAUGAUGGAAAUUGGUACCCAUUUGAUACAUUAUUCACAAUGGUUUUAAUCCCUUCUUUUGCCCGGUUUUUGCUACUUCCCCAACACUGUAAGCUAGAAUUGCUAAAUAGGUAGCAGCCCUAGUAUAGGGAAGGGAAACUGAGGGGAAAAGAAGUCUCUUUCUAAGAACAGAGAUAGCCAAAUUGUAUUUCCUGACCUGGUGGUCUUGAAUGACUGACUUUUCAGAUGAGGCUCAAAUUCAGGCCCUGGGGGAUGACAUUACUGUCCCCUUGGAAUCAAAGGCUCCCACCUGGGAAGUGACACUGGGAUAGCACUGAGCUCCUGGUGACUCCUGAUCACCGUGCCAGCAUGGCCUGGCCCAGAGGAACCAGCAGCAGAGAUGGGGUGGUCUGGGUUUUUGUCAAUUCUCCGCGUUCUGAAAGAGCCACAACAUAAAACAACCAUACUUCUGCCUUAUGAAGUACCUUCAGAAGAAGAGAGGUGUCAGCAUGUUGGGGAAGACACUCAUCUCUUGCGAAGUGAUGCAUUCAGAGUUAGCUGCCUUUCUGAAACAAAAAAAAAAAAAAAAUUCAAAACCUACUGUAUGUUACUUUGAAAAUGUGAAUAGUAUUUUUAUAGCUUGUUAAAGACACAGCUAGUUGCAUUUGUAAAUAAGGAUAAUGUUGCUUUUAUUUUCCUUGUGGACAUCAUUGUUUGGAACAUAAUUGUCCUUAGGGUUGAUUUGUAUAUAGGUAAUUUGCUUGUGAUUUAAGCCGCUCCUCCCCUUUCCUUUCUCUCCCUUCCCACCCUCUGGUUUUGGUUAGAAGUACCAUUUUCAGCAUUCUGUGUGAUUCUGUGUUUUAGCACUAUUGUGGUGUGUUCAGACUUUCUGCACUUGCUUACACAGUAGGGUAUGCCAAUCGUGUGUGGCGUAAUGUUACUUUAACCUUUCGUUUCUCAUAUUUUAGCUGUCGAGAAUUAAACACUGUUAAAAUACUUACUGACCUGGGUUAAUAUUAGGUACAUAUUUUAGCAUAAUUUCCCCUCUUUUCAUGGUUUCUUGGGUUUUUUCUUUUUUUCCUUUCCUUUCCCUUUUGUCUUGUUUGGAAGCUGGGAAGAAACCUGUGGAUCUUCUCUUUGUGUGGUUCUAUUCCCCACUCCCGUGUGCAGCCCGGAGUUUCUCCUCAUGGUCCUUGGGGUAGAGCUUUAUCUGUUUGUUAAGGCAAAUGUAGACUGCGACCCACCUUGCAUCAACCCACGCUCAUCCCAGCUGAACAAUUUGAAAACUGUUCUGCCUUUUUGUUACAUGAAUCUGUCAGAAAUAUAUUUUUAAUUUAAUAUAAAUGAAAUUCAAUAAAAUAUGAAACAAA